Laccaria bicolor S238N-H82 is the source of this 210-nucleotide messenger RNA. RefSeq lists its product as uncharacterized. The transcript has a single exon. The coding region runs from base 1 to 210 and encodes 69 amino acids. The record is from RefSeq and is a predicted model, not a curated record. Lineage: Eukaryota; Fungi; Basidiomycota; Agaricomycetes; Agaricales; Hydnangiaceae.
AUGUAUACAGAGUCCAGAUGCAGAACGUUCAAUAGUCUCAGUUGGCCGCCUUACGGCCCCUUGGACUAUUGUAGACAACAAUACCGCUUCCUUUACCUUUUUAACGCAACGUGCCAUCCCACGGAUUCGAAAUCGCUCCAAAGACAUGGUUCUAAACGGCGGCUUGAUGCCUUUAUCGGGGUCCAUUUAGCGCCCAACGCCUUGCUGUAA